AAAAUAUAGAGUAUAAUUUGGCGCGAAAGUACGAUAUCGUUCGAAAACCGAGUUACUAGUUACAAUAAUUAACAAUAAAGUUUUACAUUACAUAGUUUUAUAUUAAUUAUUAUGAUGUGGUUUUUAAAGCUAUUUUAAUUUAAUUAAUUAUUUGAUUCAAAAUUGUAUACCUGUUCAGUGAAGUGAUGCGUUUCCAAGGCCAAUUUAGAGGCAAUUGAAAGUGGGUGACAUAAUAUAAAAAUAACUCUGUUUUGGAUGUACAGUUUCAGUUUCGUACAAUUAUGGCUGACAUUGAAAACAGUAUAGAAAAAGAUGUGCAAGAAGAGGAGGGCACAGAGCUUGAACUAGAAGCCCUGUACAGGAGAUACUGUGUUCGUCUCAAACAUGCGCUAUUCGUGUCCGCUCUCUGUGUCACACUACUCUGUACAGUUGUGCUUCUGUGUGCUGUGUGUGUACUGCAUUCACAUGAUUUAUCAGCACAAGUGACAGCGAUCACAGCGCUGUCUGUGAUCUCGUUCAUACUACUAUGCGUGCUCGCACUAGCGCUGUUACCGGCGGCCGCUGAGUGGGAGGCGUUCGCGCUGACCGGCUCAGUGCUGGUAACUGUGAGUCUGGGCGCUGGGACGCUGAUGGUCACUCACCAUGCACCGCUGCCGCUGUUCGCGCUGAUACUUAUGGUGCACACAAUGAUGCCAAUCGCGCGGUCGAUAGCGCUUGUCAUGGCGACUGCCCUCACCCUUGCGUACAUGGGCCUUGCUAUAGGCCUUGGACCGCAGGGCCAGGAGGCGCAGUUUUAUCAGCAGCUAAUAUGCGAACUAGCGCUGCUUAUGUCAGCGAGCGGUAUUGGCUUGUACUACCGCGCGCUGACAGAAAGGGCACAUCGCAAUACCUUCGCCGGGACACGUACUUGCCUCGAACAAAGGGUCAAGUUGGAGUGUGAAAGGGAACAGCAAGAGUCGCUGCUGCUGUCUGUGAUACCGGCUUAUAUAGCCGCUGAGGUGAAAAGGUCCAUAAUGCUCAAGAUGGCGGACGCGUGUGCUGACAGCUCCAAGCAGACCCGCUUCCAUGAAAUGCACGUCCAACGUCACAAUAACGUCAGCAUAUUGUACGCUGAUAUUGUCAACUUUACCCCAUUGUCUGAACGUCUGAGCGCUUCGGACCUUGUGAAGACGCUAAAUGAACUGUUUGGCAGAUUCGAUCAGAUCGCUCAGGAGAACCAGUGUAUGCGUAUCAAGAUCCUAGGCGACUGUUAUUACUGCGUGUCCGGCUUGCCCGUCUCUAGACCGAACCACGCCUACAACUGCGUCAAUAUGGGCUUGCAAAUGAUUGAUGCUAUUCGGUUUGUCAGAGAAGCUACAGGAUUCAAUGUAGACAUGCGCAUAGGCAUUCACACCGGCAACGUGCUGUGCGGCGUCCUCGGCUUGCGCAAGUGGCAGUUCGACGUGUGGAGCGAUGACGUCACGCUGGCCAAUCACAUGGAGUCUGGCGGGAUUGCGGGUCGGGUUCACAUAACAAAAGCAACCAUGCUGCAACUCAGAGGCAAAUUUGAAGUGGAGCCUGGAGACGGGGCUUCCAGAGAAGGUUACCUGGCUGACCAUAAGAUCGAAACAUAUCUAAUUGUGCCACCUAAGAAACCAUCAGAAAACGGUCGUCUAUCUGUCUGUACGAUUGAUCGGAAGGCGAGUAUCGUAUCAUCGAUAUACCAAGACGUGUCGCCGACGAAACCACGGGAUAGUAUUAGUCCAGCGCCUUCACAGCACAGCUUCGUCGAACAAGAGCCUCCUAAGGUUACGAGAGCAGAGUCUAUGAGGAACCCUGAUUUAAACCGACGAGCGUCAGUUAAGGUGGUGGCUUUUGAAAACAAUAACGCUACAAGCGAUACAAUUGGCAAUGGUACUGCAGUUACAAAACCAAAGAGCAGAAGUGGAUCUAUUAUUGGAGCAAUUAGUCCCAUCAUGGGUACAGCUACACCAGGAGUGCCUAGUAGAUCUCGACCGUCGAGUAAAAUGACGAAAUAUGUGGAAUGUUGGGGUGCUGAUAAACCAUUUGCAAAUAUUACUGAUUCUACUUUGGCGAAGAAUAUUGGGAUAUCGAGUCUGGCUAUGAUUGAACAAAACUUACUUCCACAAAGAACAUGCUGCGAUUGCAGUAACAAUUCAGAAGGCAUGAGCCCUAUCACCCUCUGGUUCAAGAACAGGGAGCAAGAGAGUCAAUACCGCGGCCAAUCAGACUCGCAGUUCAAGUACUAUGUGGCAUGCGCCUGCGCACUGUUCCUGUUACUCGCUUUUAUACAGCUGUUGACGUUGCCGAAGGGAGUAGUGCUGUACGCGUCAUUCGGACCGACUCUAAUAACACUAGUAGUGUUUACUUACCUCUCGUGGUAUGAUGGUAACUUCCCUCCCAGAGGCAUGCAUCUACUCACCGAUGUUGAUUUGUAUGCUGAUAAUUGUGCUAAGCCGGGACAGGUAGUGGCCAAUAACUGCUACAUAAGGCUAACCAUGUUCAUCGUGUCAUCACUUCUCAUCGGUGCCUGUGCUGUUAUCAAUUUGUUCGAAACAUAUCUAAUACACGAGUUUCCAAGCGAAGUCUGGGCGAAGAAUUAUACCAACGCAACGAAUGUAACACCUAUAACUAUUAACAUUGACGUCGAAUCUGCACCUAGUUAUCUCUACAGUUCAGUUCUAACUUUGGCCUCGAUAUCAGUAUUUCUGCGAAUUGGUUUUGUCCUGAAAUUGGUCUUCAUGUUACUGACUUUGAUCACUCAUAUAACACUCUUUGCAUCGGCCGAAUUGUUCAGCCAAUAUCAGUAUAAGGAUUUUGAUACUGAGUUUUCCAUGCUACCAUACUCAGCAAAAGCAGGUCUUGUACUAGUAUUUCUCGCGGCGUUACUUCACAUUCUGGACAGACAGAUCGAGUUCACAUCCCGCACGGACUUCCUGUGGAAAGAUAAGUUGAAAUUUGAGCAAGAGGAAGUGGAAACUAUGAGGGGUAUCAAUAAGAUACUUUUAGAAAAUAUUCUACCGGCACACGUCGCUCAACAUUUCUUAACCUCAGUGGCUUCAAAGGACGACUUAUACCACGAACGUUAUUCAAGCAUAGCCGUGAUGUUUGCAUCUAUACCGAACUACAAGGAAUUUUACGACGAAACAGAUGUCAAUAAACAGGGCCUAGAAUGUUUGAGAUUGCUCAAUGAGAUUAUAUGUGAUUUUGAUAAGUUAUUGCUCAAACCAAAAUUUAGCUGCAUAGAGAAAAUAAAGACAAUAGGAAGCACUUAUAUGAUUGCGUCUGGGCUCAGACCGGGGAAGGAGGAACCUAUUGAUGCAAACAGAAAAGAGGAGCACACAGUAGCAAUUCUGGUGGAAUUUGCGAUCGCUCUCAUGACAAUACUUGAACAGAUCAAUAGGGAGUCAUUCCAGAGAUUCAAGUUAAGAAUCGGUCUUAACCACGGCCCCGUUAUAGCUGGCGUGGUUGGUGCUCAGAAGCCCCAAUAUGAUAUUUGGGGUAACACAGUGAAUGUUGCGUCGAGAAUGGACUCUACGGGAGUGAUGGGCAGGAUUCAGGUCACUGAGGAUACUGCUAAGGUUUUAAUGAACGCAGGCUAUACCUGUGAAUGUCGUGGACCAACAUACGUGAAGGGAAAAGGAACGCUCGUCACUUACUUCGUGAAAACCCCAAAUGUAGGCGGAGGUCUUUAAAAAAACGUGUGUGCCGAGCACACGUGUCAGAAGUGAAACUUCUUCGACAAUAUUCAAAAAUACCAAAAUCGUCGCCUUACGUAACGUGACGGUAUUGCCAUUACGCGACCUAGAAAUUUUAAUCUCAAAGUAAAGAAGUUUCACUUCAAUAAUUAUAGUGAAAUAUCUCUUAACAACUUGCCAAUGUGAUUUUAAAUACUCGUUACUUUCUAUGUAAGUUAAGUAAUUCAAGUAGAACAAGGAUUUAGAUAAUUGACAUUAAAAAUGAGAAAAUGUUAUUAUUUUUUUAAGUAGAGCCUUUUUUGACAGCUACUUUUAAAUUAACAAUAGUAGUUUCAUGAAUAUU
Molecule: messenger RNA, 4041 nt
Organism: Colias croceus (clouded yellow)
Lineage: Eukaryota; Metazoa; Arthropoda; Insecta; Lepidoptera; Pieridae
Gene: Adcy2
Product: adenylate cyclase type 2
Exons: 25
Coding region: 282-3695 (1137 amino acids)
Biological process (GO): intracellular signal transduction; adenylate cyclase-activating G protein-coupled receptor signaling pathway; cAMP biosynthetic process
Cellular component (GO): plasma membrane
Molecular function (GO): adenylate cyclase activity
Source: RefSeq, a predicted model, not a curated record